This is a messenger RNA of Abrus precatorius (Indian licorice), 615 nucleotides long. RefSeq names its product receptor-like protein 19. The transcript has a single exon. The coding region runs from base 1 to 615 and encodes 204 amino acids. Lineage: Eukaryota; Viridiplantae; Streptophyta; Magnoliopsida; Fabales; Fabaceae. Gene Ontology annotation, molecular function: protein binding. The record is from RefSeq and is a predicted model, not a curated record.
AUGAAUUCAGUUUGUUUAGAAAUGAUGAAAGGCAUAUUGAUGGUGUGUUUGGUGUUGCAGAUUGUCUCUGCCAAACAGCCAAUUAGAUGCAUACAAAGAGAGAGGGAAGCUCUCCUUCAAUUCAAGGCUACACUUGUGGUUGACUACAACAUGCUCUCGUCAUGGACCACUCCAGAUUGUUGCCAAUGGAAGGGAAUUCGUUGCAGCAACCUUACUGCCCACGUACUCAUGCUCGACCUUCACGGAGAUAAUGACAAUGAAGAAUAUUCACUCCGCGGUGAGAUCCACAAGUCAUUGAUGGAGUUGCAACAAUUACAGUAUUUGAACCUCAGUUCGAAUAAUUUUCAAGAUAUUCAUAUCCCAGAGUUUUUCUCUUCUCUUAACAACUUGAGAUCCCUUGAUCUCUCGUAUGCUGGUUUUGGUGGAAAAAUUCCAAGUAAAUUUGGGUCUCUCCCACAUUUGAAAUACUUAAAUCUUGCUGGGAAUUCUUUGGAGGGUUCAAUCCCUUAUCAACUUGGAAAUCUCUCCAUGUUGCAGCAUCUUGAUCUCAGUGACAAUUAUUUAGAAGGAAAUAUACCAUCUCAGCUUGGGAACCUGUUCAACUUGUUAUCUUGA